AUGAGCAAGCGCCGAAAACCCCUGCCGCUGCUUUUCAUUGUUCAAGAUGCGCAGACUUUCAGUCAUCCUAAAUCAUUGGCAGAAACACGGGCAAUCAGUACCCACGUGAACAGCCGCUACAGGGAAUGGAGGAAAACCUCUCAUAGAGAUCUCCUUCUUCACCAUACGACAAAUGCUAUCUUGACUUCAAACCCGCCAGUUGAAGAUAUCGUUCCUGCGAAUGAUACAAAUCAGGUCACAGACGAUGAGAUCGACCGGUUUUUCGCAGAAUACCGAGACCAAUUGAUGAAAACCAGCCGUCAAUGGGUCUACGGUUCCUUCGAUGCAGAAUACCUCCCAAAGAGAAAGGAGAAGCUCAGACUGCCAGAAUAUCUGAUCGUUCCCCGAUUUUCAAGGCUUGGUAGCCAGACGUUGGAUCCUUUCGCGCCUGAUUUCUUUAGACAUGAUCCUGAAUUGCGGUCAAACUUGUUCUACUACAUAAAGAUCAUUAGGCCGUUUGCCAUCCAUCUAUUGGAAGACUGGUCCUGGAUCAAUAAUCUAUCUCAGGUGCAAUCGUCUCCAGUGUUGGCAUAUGCUGUCGCGGCGUAUGCAUCAGUAUUCCUGUCAGGCUCCCUUCGUGGAGGGCCUGGCGUAGUACUACCUCCACCGGUUGAGAAAGGUGAACACCCUUUGUGGCAGAUUCCUCCGUGGCUUCGGCUGCAAACAAGUUGCGUGGUCGAGUUGAAGGCGAUACUGAGCGACCCAUCCAAGGUCGAUGAGUCAUGCUAUCAAGCUGUCAUAUUCUUGUUAAGGCUUUCGAUACUUCUAUCGGAUGGUGAAUCAGGGAGGAUGCACCUCAAAGCCCUGAACAAGAUUUCUGUCAUGGUCAAUCGCGAAAAUAUUGAUGCCGACAAGGAAAUGGCCGUCCACAAGAUCAACAUUAUCAGUGCAUUUCUGCAUAGCCCAUCAACGGUCAUUGCCAAAACUCGACCAAACAAGAUCAACGGCCGUGUCAGAGAAGUGGUCAAGCUUGAUCGAAAGCUGUGGACAUCCGAUCGGGAAUGGUACACCUUCUGUGCGGCCACGGAAGCACGAACUCUCACCUGGCGAGCCGACAGUCCAAGCGGGCAGUUGAUUCCAGUGACAGCUCCCGCCAUAACCAGGAUGGACCAGAGCAGUCAGUACCUACCUGACAACGACCUUCUAGAAAUUCAGCGCUGCUAUCAGAUUGCCCUUUUCCUCUCAAUCUACCUCAACAACAUCUCCUUCAACACUGCCGCGACACGCGUUCGCUCCAACGUCUUGGAAAUGAAAUCAAGGCUCUCACAAAUGGAUAUCUCCGUAACCACCUGCUUGUGUCAAUGUACAAUGUUCAAUCUCCUAAUGAUUGGCGCGAUGGCCACACGGGGAUUUCUCGAACGAGACUGGUUUAUACGCAACAUAGCCACCCAUUACAUCGAUGUAGUCCGCAUCGAUCAUGUAUAUCGACUACUGGCCGAGUUUAUCGACCCUCUGCAUAUCGUCUACAACGCUGUUGAAGACACAUGGGAAGAGGUGAUCAAGUUCAGGUCAUCCUUCUCAGUCGGCCCACAGCCUUGGGACAUCCCGAGCCCGGAUGACAUCUACGAGAUCGAAAAUUUGAGACCAAUGAACUACUCACCUGAUUUGUCGAAACCGAUCGAGUUGAUCGAGGUGGAGGAUUCAGGUCUCGACUUGAAACUGGGAAUUGUAUAG
Molecule: messenger RNA, 1713 nt
Organism: Exophiala aquamarina CBS 119918
Lineage: Eukaryota; Fungi; Ascomycota; Eurotiomycetes; Chaetothyriales; Herpotrichiellaceae
Exons: 3
Coding region: 1-1713 (570 amino acids)
Source: RefSeq, a predicted model, not a curated record